Molecule: messenger RNA, 888 nt
Organism: Schizosaccharomyces osmophilus
Lineage: Eukaryota; Fungi; Ascomycota; Schizosaccharomycetes; Schizosaccharomycetales; Schizosaccharomycetaceae
Gene: pxr1
Product: ribosome biogenesis protein, G-patch domain, PINX1 family Pxr1
Exons: 1
Coding region: 1-888 (295 amino acids)
Molecular function (GO): nucleic acid binding
Source: RefSeq, a predicted model, not a curated record
AUGGGAUUGGCAGGAAAUAAAGCAAAACAACAAAUUGGGGCUGAUCCAAGAAAUUCCAGAUGGGCAAAGAAUAAGGAUCGUAAAGGGUUCAAAUUGCUAGCUUCCUACGGUUGGCAGGACGGAAAUGGCCUUGGCCAACAACAGCAUGGCCGAAUUCACAACAUCAAAGUGUCCUUGAAAGAUGAUACACUUGGUAUUGGAGCUAAACCUUCCAACGACACCGAGUGGAGUGGGUUAGGUGAAUUUAAUGCUAUUUUUGGAAGAUUGAAUGGUGAUGAAAACGCCUACGGAAUGUCAGCUGAAAAAGCAAGGCACCGGAAGCAAUUGGAUCAGCGUCAAGACGCUGAGGCUAAAAAUCUUCGAUCUCUUGAACUGGCACGUCGUUUUGUUUUGGGUGGAACAUUUACAAGCGAGUUUACAGAUUGGAUGAAGAAAGCCGCCGAAGAUGAAAACAGAAUUGCUGAAGCAAGCUCUGACGAUGAAAAUUCAGGCUCUUCCGAGAAGGAAAGCAAGAAAAAGAAGAAAGAAAAGAAGUCUAAACACUCGUCUUCGUCCUCAAAUAAGAAAGAAGAGAAAACCAAGCAUUUGAAGAAGGACAAGAAGGAUUCCAAGGACAAAAAGAAAGAAAAGAAGGAUUCCUCAAAGAAGAAAUCUUCGACAAAGUCUGACAAGAAAGAAAAAGAGGAAAAGAAACUUAAGCGUAAGAGGAAACAUGCUUCCUCUUCUGCCUCCUCGGACUCAGAGGACGAAGAUGCGGAUACCAAGAGUUCUUCUCGCAAGAAGCCCACAAAUGUGCAUUUUCACACUCGAAGAAAGUUUCUUGCACAGAAGCGUGCUGCAGUCAGUGAUCCUACAGCAUUACGUGAAAUUUUGGGAAUUAAGGGUUAA